Molecule: messenger RNA, 487 nt
Organism: Protopolystoma xenopodis
Lineage: Eukaryota; Metazoa; Platyhelminthes; Monogenea; Polystomatidea; Polystomatidae
Source: the annotation of a GenBank genome assembly
GCAACAACAACCACCACCACCACCACCAUUACCACCAUCACCAGCACCAGCGCCGCCGCAGGUCCUGACCUCUGCCCAGCCUCAAACCCCCGUCAGAGCGCUGGCUUCUACCCUGGCCUGGAGCCUGGCCGCCUCGAGGUUGGACUCGAUGCGGGCCUCCCGGUUGUUGGGCGUCAAAGGGGACUCGGUCGACAGGGCGUCUGGGCCCAACACGGCGACGAGCGAGACCGCGAGACGAGAGACGACAGAAGCCUCCAGCCCCUGGACGGAGGGGCAAGAGCAUGUCGGCCUGACCGACGCCGCCAGACUCAGUUGGGCCCAGCUGAGUCAGGCGCCGGUUGGUCUGUUGGCCGACUGGGCUCUGGCGCUUCUGCUACCGUCUGCUCGACCCCUCCUGUCGGAUGGGAAGAGACCGGUCGAGCAGGACCGAACGAAACAUGUCGAAGGUCCAGACUGGUCGAGUCCGCAGGAUGGAUCGGGUGAGUGA